Messenger RNA from Acanthochromis polyacanthus (spiny chromis), 6184 nucleotides. Its product is annotated as Golgi membrane protein 1-like. The coding region runs from base 1 to 1173 and encodes 390 amino acids. Lineage: Eukaryota; Metazoa; Chordata; Actinopteri; Pomacentridae. The transcript is spliced from 4 exons. The record is from RefSeq and is a predicted model, not a curated record. Gene Ontology annotation, cellular component: Golgi apparatus.
AUGGAAAGUGGACUCAAAGUGCCCUCAUUCAAGUUUUUCAUUCAUUCCUAUGAAUUAUCAGAAAACAGGAACACAUUGUACUAUGAACUGUAUGAACCGGAGGGCCAGGUGCGACGUGGUGCAGCAGAGCGUGGAGCAGUAGAGUUGAAGAAGAAUGAGUUCCAGGGGGAGAUCCAGAGACAGAAGGAGCAGAUCAGCCACAUAGAAAAUGUCUACAAGAGACAACUGGAGGGGGCCCAGAGCACUUGCAUCCAAGAAAAGGCCACACUGCAACAAAACAUUUCCUCCAGCACCAAGACCAUACAGGAACUCAAAGGUCAGCUGAAUCAGCUCAACGAUGACUUGGGGAAGCUUCAGAAGGAGUUGCAGAGUUGCCAAGGCAACAUCAACACUCUUAACAACAAACUCACUUAUGACAUGACCCAUUGUCACUCUCAGGUCCUGUCCCAGAAGGAGCUGUGUGAUGAAAGAAUGGCUGCUGCUAAACUCGAAUUUGAGAAGAAAAUGGAGAAGCUCGUCCCUCCUCCAGGUGUUUCCUCACAGCAGGAAAACGCAGUGGAUGGAGCAGUAAAAGACAGCAAACCAGUUCAAAUUGUGCCUAGUGGAGUUCAACCAGCCACUGCUGUAAGCCACACACCAGGCCUCUCUGAGCCCAAAGAAAGUGAACCAUCUGAACUAUUGACCAAUGAUAUCAUCGUGGAGAAAGUGGAACUACCUCUGGCAAAGGAUCUCUCAAAAGCAGAGACUGUUCCCCCGGCUGCUGCAGCCAAGCAGGACAUUUUGCCACAAGAGGGAGCUGUCAAAGCAGAUGAGAGUGAGGGAGAAACCAAUAAACUUCUAAAUAAUAAUCUGACUGAUGAUAAAGACGUGGAAGUGAUGGAUGCUCAUGAAGAGGGUGCUCAGACAGAAGAAACAGACUCUGGGAUGGAAGGCAUGCUGAUUGGUCAAGGGAAGGCAGAUGAGACUCUGAAUGGUCAGAACGUUCAGGAACCAGAGGAGUACGACGGCGAAGAACAAGUAGUGGGUGGAGUCGAUAUGGAGAAGCAACAACAGAAUAAACAGAGUGAGAAUAUAGACAAGGACAUGGAGGAGGAGCUGGCUGACUACAAUGGGGAUGAUGAGAAUGAAGGGGAGUUUGAAGCAGACAAACAAGCAGAACUCGCUCAAAUCUAAGGGCUGCACUGAGAGGAAGCUCCUUCAUACCAUGGGUAUGAAUUCAUAUGGGGCGGCAUGGCUCAGUGGGUAGAGAGGCCGUCUUGUAACUGGAAGGUUGCGGGUUCGAUCCUCGGCCUGUCGAGCUCAUGUUGAGGUGUCCCUGAGCAAGACACCUAACCCCUAAUUGCUCCUGGUGGGUUGUGGUUAGCGCCUUGCACCACAACCCACCAGCUCCCACCAUGAAUGGGUGAAUGUGAUGUAUCAUGUAAAGUGCUUUGGAUAAAAGUGCUAUAUAAAUACAACCAUUUAUACCACAUUGGAAAACAAGACCUAUUUUACAGAACAACAACAUACAGGUUAAUGCAAUCUGAAAACAACACUGAGCACAAAUCAAAUGUUAAAUGGAAUUGCUUUUUUAUAUGAAAGACUUGCUGGUUGCUUACUGGAAUGUUGUUAAUUUGUCAGUUUAAUUGGAAUUGAUAUUUUCUUAUCACCUACUAUUUAGUAUUAGUAGAAAAUUGCAAGCACAGCUUAAGAUGCUCCAGAAUUGACACCGGUUGGAUUGAAAAGUUGAACACCUCAUCAUGUCUGGGAAAUCAAUCAGUUUUAAAGAUGUGUCGACAUGCGUUUUGCUCACUACGUCAUGGCUGUGUGUUGAAUUACGUGCAGACCCUUAUAGGGUUACGAGGUGUGAAAUACUACAACUAGCUUAAAGGAUCUGAGUGAUUCCAAUGGCAGACUUGCUUCAUCAAAGCUCUGCAGCACAAGCCUCCUCUCCCUCAGAGGUGUGACAGCAUCUUAAGUAAAGCCUUAAGUUCUCCUCGACAAAGUCUCUCAUAGGAAUGUUUUCUGCUUAGAGUCAGUCUGUUCAUUUCAGAAUUUUCAUGACCACAGAAAUGCUGUAAUUUUUUGUGAUAUCGCUGAGUCCAGUUGUGUUAUUUUGAUGCUAAACCCAGUUAUAUGAAAAGAUGAUAACAAGACACUUGCUUUGAAUUCCAUGUUGCCAUAAAUGCUGUAAAAAGUAAAGCUGGCUUAAUAGACAUGCCACAUAACCGGGGACAAAUUCACCCUCUGAGGUUAUAUGCUGUCAGAUUUUAAACAUAUAUUGUUGCUGUAACUGGGCAUUUCUGAUUCAUGUCCAGCCAUUUUUGAAGAGCCACUGAUGAAUUGCUUUGGCAUUUUAGUGGCAGUAAUUCUUAUAUUCGGAGCUGUAUGUCAGACCACAAAGAGCCACAAGGUUGUUUGCGUUCGGCAUUCUACAUUUAGGAUCAGUAAGGCAGGAAAAUAGUUUUAAAUUAUUUCAGAAGGAACAGAAACUCUUCGUAGAUCAGCAGACUUAGUAUUCGUAGUAUUUUGACGCAUGCCUUAUCAGUUCUGCACACUCCAUUUUCCCCUGACGGUCGGGUGUUUCUCACAGUGGAGAUAAGAUGUUGAGCCAUGGUACAUAUUUACAGUUGUUCGACCUGCUCAGUUUGUGAUCUCAUUUUGUGGAUACCGUUUCUGGUCUGCUGAACAAAAAGGACUAUUUUGAUUAGAAUGUAGGAGUGGGUUUCUGAGAAUUGCCGUGACCUUAUGAAGGACAUUUCCUUGAAGCAGGAACAACGUGUUGUGCUUUACGGCUACUGCAAGGCAGUCAGUGUGAACUAUUCAGUAGCUGUGCUAAAAUGUGUUUGAGUCAUCAAAUUAAAUCUGCACUAAACUGGAAAUUAUUGGGGAGAGUGCAAAAUUUAGCUAAACUUAGACAGAAAUAAGUCAAAGUGAGUAAAAGUUUGAGGCGGGGGUUUUGUUACCUUGUGCUUUUAUACAGAACAGAAGAUUGAUUUUAUAGUUCAGGAACUUUGCUCUAUGUAGAAGUGGUGAAUUUGACUGCACCCCCACACACUUUCACUGCGCUCUCGUUGACAUUGCUGUAAUUUUAAUAAUGCGUUGAUUAUCAUCAUAGUCCGUUCCAGAAGUCCUGCAUCAUAUGUUAGGAAGUUAGCAUCCUCGACUCCUGUUAUUUGCCUAUCUGAAAUGAGUGGUAGGUGUUACAAUACAACACCUGUGUUCUGCUCUAUCGGAGGUCUCUAAUCUAGACAGGCAUGUAGAAGGGAACUAAAAUUAGAUUAUUAAAAACUCUACUCUACAUUUCAUUCUUUCAAGCUAAGGGUGAAGUUCUUCAGUGUCAAAUCUUGUGAUUUCAUGUGCAAUUUUUCUUUUAAUCUUAGAGUUUUUAUUUAGGUGCAGUUGCAAAGACAACUUGGCUUCUAGUUAGAAAAAGUAUAGCCUCUGUUAAAGACAGAAUAUCAGUGGGACAUUCUGCAUCCAGCUUAUUCUUACUCAACUAUUUAAGCUAAAUGUCAUUUAUACAUUGAGUUUCCACUUUACAGUCCACCUAUUUACUUUUGUGUUUUCUGUAAAAUCAGAGUGUUGUCUCAUUUUUAUUUAUUUUUUUUUCAAUUGCUGAGAACUUGACUGGGAUUAAAACACAUUCUAUGUUUUUACAAAAUGCUUGACCACAUGUGGAGAGUCUUUCUAGCCCAAAGUUCAUCAAUCAAAGUUAUUUUUGCUCCUUUGAGGAAUACAAACAAAAACAACUGUCAAACCUUUAUUGGUCAAACUGUUACAGAAAGAGUUCGACUUAAUUUUUCAUCCCAACAACUAAAAAGUGAUUAUUUCUAAAAUAAUAAUAAUAAUAACAAUAUAGGGGUGUAUUUUCCGCAUUCAGAGUAGUAACACUUUUACAGUCUGUAUACCUUGGGUGCUUAUUUUAGAUUUAACUCUUAUAAUUCUACAUGGAAUGGGAAAGCAGGGUUUAGUACACAUCUCUGUAGUAGUUCACCUGUACGUGCGCCUGUCUGUGGCAUUCAUACCUGCACUGUAGUUCAUUAAACGCAACCAGGAAGUUUUUUUUAGUCAAUGCGCAUGACGCUGACGUAAUACGGAACGCGGACUACAAACGCAUUGUGAGGAGUAAUUGACCUGAAAACAAGCCGAGAAGCACAGGACUGCUGAAAAAUGCUCCGUUUUCUCUGCUGUUGCUGCUUCUCAGGCGAAAACUCCAGCAACGAGAGGCAACCUCUCCUGCAGCCCAGACCAUCCGGAGUAGAUGGAGCUGCAUCAGCCAGACUGGGCCGUCCUGCAGUCAGUGAUGCACAGACUGUGAAACGGACUGGAAGGCUGGUGAUGAGGCGAGUAUGUCUGCCAGAGAUGGAUCAGAGGUUUUUGGACGUGGCUGAGACCUUCAACGAGCAGCAAGAGUGCUACGAGGCCAUGGUCCGACACAUCAGGAACCUGCAGCAGAGUUGCGACUGCACACAUUCUGGUUCUCUGGCUUUUGCUGAAUGUGUGGGCACGAUCAGAAAGGAGUACAAGGCCACACACCGGGUCUCUCUUAAGAUUAAGGGCUAUGGCUUCUCCCUCAGUGUGGUUCCUGUGGGGUCAGAGGGCGAAAGCGAGGAGGAAUCGCUGCCUCCACGUCUGAAGUCGGCUCAAAAUGAGCUGAAGAGCACUUCUGAGAACGCCAAGGCUGCCAUCUCAAAGUGCACCACACUUCAAGAGCUUAUUGGCUGGCUGCUUCGGAGUCAUGACCAAAUAGCAGAGCAAGUGAAAGGGGCAGCAGAAACUUACCCAGAGCAAGGACGGCUGAAGGAGAAUCUGGAGGAGAACAUGAGGGAAGUGAAGAGGGCGAAGGAGCUGUCGCAGGAAUAUAGACAACAGGCCCAGGACGUGCUCUCUGAGGCUGCACACAUCGCAGGGGCUCAGCUGUAGUUUACACACCUUUAAUUGAUCAGACCGAAUGUGUACAGACUCAAAUACUGAAGCAGAUUAUACACACUUUUUGACAAUUGAGGGUAGAGAAGAGACUGCUUCACAGCCCAGCUAUAUGUUGCAACUGAGAUGGAACAGAAGCUGGUUGUCUUGCUCUCUUCCUUGACAAACUUGCCAGGUACAGCCCACUAGAAGCUGGUUUUAUAGAACAUAGAUAGGGUUGACAAAUAUCACUAUGUAUAAUCUGCAACAACAUCAGAAUUAGGUACAAAUGUGCAGUCUUUAAAAAAUCACUAGCAGUCAUAUCUCUUUUUUAAAUACUUUUUUAAAAUUAAAAAUGAUAAUAAAUAUAGCAGCGACUCACUCUCACAUUUUAAAUACUGUUCAUUUGUAUAUGUAAGGAAUUAACGUUUCCUGAAUAGGUGUAGUUUAACCAGCUAACAUAAGGGGGCAUUGCAGGCUCACGGUCUAACAGCUGCUCUUCAAUUCCUCAGAUUUAACUCUGCCUCACAAAUGUCUCUCAGAAAGUGCACUACAUUGACAAUGAAUCCAAAUAAUAAAUGUGUUGCUAUUACUAAUGCAUUAUUGUUGUGAUACUAGUGUUGUACCAGGUUAGACACAUUUAUUUUUGCAGGAAUUUUCUACAAAUGUGCUUGUUGUUUGAAUGACCUAAUGAAAGAGUAUACAGGCUGUGAAAUAAAAUGUAUAUUAUGUUUUUCAUGCAACACCAUAGAGGACAGGGCAGGGCACAGAUAGCUACAGCAGCAGUGGAAAUUGAAUUUCAGGUUAAUUGUGAUUGUGUACAUUGUGCUUUUUUGUUGUUAUUUUUUAAUAACAUUCAGAGGGAGCAGAUUUGUGCCUGAUUGCCUGCAGAAGCCCCAUUGAAUUUAUUAACUGAUUAAAAAUGGCAACUCUCUUGCUGCUGUUAAUGUGAAAGCAAACAAACACAUCCCAUCUUGAUAAUUACGUUCGGAAAAUCCAUUGUCCCAGAGGUCACCAUCAAGUGGCUGUGCGCUGCUUACCAGAGGGAGGCAGUUUUAGAGAGGUGCUUUCGCCUUCAGCUUAACAGAUUAAUUUGGCAUGAAGUGUGCAAGUGCAAUAGUUAAAUGGAACCACAUAGUUUGUCAUUAAAUGAAAAAAGUACGGGGCCCUAGACAAAAAAAAUAAUAAUGCAAUUUAAUUAACCAAAUAAUGUAUGUGUUUAUUACAGAAAGCCUGUAUUAAGUUAGUCUUUCUGCAACAAAAUCAUUAAAAUGUGUAACUAACUUUUUAAAUCAAA